Mirounga angustirostris (Northern elephant seal) is the source of this 1195-nucleotide messenger RNA. It is a transcript of the gene GNAT2, whose product is annotated as G protein subunit alpha transducin 2. Bases 21 to 1085 code for a protein of 354 amino acids. Gene Ontology annotation, biological process: adenylate cyclase-modulating G protein-coupled receptor signaling pathway; detection of chemical stimulus involved in sensory perception of bitter taste. Gene Ontology annotation, molecular function: GTP binding; G protein-coupled receptor binding; GTPase activity. Gene Ontology annotation, cellular component: photoreceptor outer segment; heterotrimeric G-protein complex; photoreceptor inner segment. The record is from RefSeq and is a predicted model, not a curated record. NCBI's taxonomy places the organism in Eukaryota, Metazoa, Chordata, Mammalia, Carnivora, Phocidae. The transcript has 8 exons.
AAGGAGGAGACAGCAGAAAGAUGGGGAGUGGAGCCAGUGCUGAAGACAAAGAACUGGCCAAGAGGUCCAAGGAGCUAGAAAAGAAGCUGCAGGAGGAUGCUGACAAGGAAGCCAAGACAGUCAAGCUGCUAUUGCUGGGUGCUGGAGAGUCAGGGAAGAGCACUAUCGUCAAACAGAUGAAGAUCAUCCAUCAGGAUGGCUAUACACCAGAGGAAUGCCUGGAGUAUAAGUCCAUCAUCUAUGGGAAUGUGCUGCAGUCCAUCCUGGCUAUCAUCCGGGCCAUGUCCACACUAGGUAUUGACUAUGCUGAACCAAGCUGUGCGGACACUGGGCGACAGCUCAACAACCUGGCUGACUCCACUGAGGAGGGCACCAUGCCUCCCGAGCUGGUGGAGGUCAUCAGGAAGUUGUGGAAGGAUGGUGGGGUGCAAGCCUGCUUCGACCGAGCUGCAGAGUACCAGCUCAAUGAUUCGGCAUCUUACUACCUGAACCAAUUAGACCGGAUUACAGCCCCUGACUACCUCCCUAAUGAGCAAGAUGUGCUUCGAUCCAGAGUCAAAACCACAGGCAUCACUGAAACCAAGUUUUCAGUCAAAGACUUGAACUUCAGGAUGUUUGAUGUGGGAGGGCAAAGAUCGGAGAGAAAGAAGUGGAUCCACUGCUUUGAGGGAGUCACCUGCAUCAUUUUCUGUGCGGCCCUCAGUGCCUAUGACAUGGUGCUAGUGGAGGAUGACGAAGUGAAUCGUAUGCAUGAGUCACUGCACCUCUUCAACAGCAUAUGUAACCACAAGUUCUUUGCGGCUACUUCCAUUGUCCUCUUUCUCAAUAAGAAGGACCUCUUUGAGGACAAAAUCAAGAAAGUCCAUCUCAGCAUUUGUUUUCCAGAGUAUGACGGAAACAACUCUUAUGAAGAUGCAGGGAAUUACAUCAAGAGUCAAUUCCUUGACCUCAACAUGCGAAAAGAUGUCAAAGAAAUCUACAGUCACAUGACCUGUGCUACAGACACGCAGAAUGUCAAAUUUGUAUUUGAUGCAGUUACAGAUAUCAUCAUCAAAGAAAAUCUCAAGGACUGUGGGCUCUUUUAAUUCUUAUCACUCUUCAAGUACACAUCCGAUAACCAGGCUUGGAAUCUGGCUAAUUUCAAGCAGAAAAGCAUAGAUCAAUAUACCAUGGCAUGAAGAGUGAAUCCAUUCUC